Stegostoma tigrinum is the source of this 2535-nucleotide messenger RNA. RefSeq names its product proteasome activator subunit 3 (gene psme3). Gene Ontology annotation, molecular function: endopeptidase activator activity. The record is from RefSeq and is a predicted model, not a curated record. Gene Ontology annotation, cellular component: proteasome activator complex; cytoplasm; nucleoplasm. Bases 41 to 853 code for a protein of 270 amino acids. Gene Ontology annotation, biological process: regulation of proteasomal protein catabolic process; regulation of G1/S transition of mitotic cell cycle; positive regulation of endopeptidase activity. NCBI's taxonomy places the organism in Eukaryota, Metazoa, Chordata, Chondrichthyes, Orectolobiformes, Stegostomatidae. The transcript is spliced from 12 exons.
CUGCCUCUUUGCAACAUGUCGGGCUUGCUGAAGCUAGACAAUGCGCUCAGGACCAAGCCCCCCCCGCCAACAAAGCAAGCUCUUCAUUGCUAACCAGGCACCUGUUCAUGGAACUAAAUCUGAUACUGUGGAUGCUUUCAGGGAGCGAAUGACUGCUGAAGCAGAAGACUUGGUUGCAAGUUUCUUUCCAAAGAAGUUAUUGGAACUAGAUGGUUUUCUAAAGGAACCCCUCUUGAAUGUUUCAGAUUUGGCUACUAUUCAUUCAGACCUCAAUUUGCCAGUGCCAGAACCUAUAAUGCUGACCAACAGCCAUGAUGGCUUGGAUAGCGCACGCAACAUUAAGAAGAGAAAACUGGAAGAUGGCGAAAGUAAUUGUCCAGGAACAAAGGUGUUUGUAAUUCCAAAUGGAAUGCUGAAGAGUAACCAGCAGCUGGUUGAGAUGAUUGAGAAAAUUAAACCAGAAAUCAGGACACUCAUGGAGAAGUGUAACACAGUUAAAAUGUGGGUUCAGCUACUGAUACCAAGGAUAGAAGAUGGCAACAACUUUGGCGUUUCUAUUCAGGAAGAAACUGUUGCAGAACUUCGAACAGUUGAAAGUGAAGCUGCUUCAUACUUGGAUCAGAUCUCCCGAUACUACAUAACAAGAGCAAAAUUGGUGUCCAAAGUAGCUAAGUAUCCCCAUGUGGAAGAUUACCGUCGCACAGUGUCUGAAAUUGACGAAAAGGAAUACAUCAGCCUUCGGUUAAUUGUUUCUGAACUGAGAAACCAAUAUGUAACAUUACACGACAUGAUCAUCAAAAACAUUGAGAAAAUCAAACGACCCAGGAAUAGCAACACAGAUGCAUUGUACUAAUUGGUGUGCUUUGUGAAUUGGAAUCCAACCUUUAUAACCCCAAAUAUAAGACCGUGAUUGCCUUGGCUUUGUUACGUGAGAUUGGUCUUGUUGAGAUGGGAAGAAUUGGAGUGAAGAAUGAAGCACAGUGUUUGUUGCGUUUUAGUGGAAUAGCUGAAAAGGGAUUUCCAUUCAUCUUUUCUUUUUAUGAUGUACAGAGGUUUUUAACCUUCAGGAAUUCUUUCCCAUUUUGCUUGACAAAUCUCUUUGUAAUGUACAGUAUUACUGGUCUUAGCAAAGAAUUCGGUUUAGAAGUAAGUCUUAUUUCGAAAUAUGGUAUUUUUCCAUUUCUUUCACAUCCUUCCGUCAUUAAAAAAGAUGAAAGAUGACGUACAAAUUAUCCUGUAAAUGCUGAAUGUUAGUCAUGCACGACUUUUACAUAUAGGCAAAUGCCCACAGGACACCAGGCACAGGUUUGAAGGUUGCAAAUUGUAGAAAGGAGCACCUAUUGCACCAAGUUAUAUGGUACACUUACUGACUGUUCUGUUUCCUUUCCCUGAUCACCAGUGGACAUUUUUUUAAAGAGAAGUAUUUGAAAAUGUUCUUUUAAAAUAAAAAGUUGUGCUGUAUGUGUAGUGUGAGCCUCCAAAGUGGGGAUAAAUGAAGUUAUAAAUUCUACGUAAAUUACGUAUUGCUAUGAUUUUUCUAAUUGCCCUAAAUUAGGAUACUGAGCAUUGGUUUCUCCAGUUUAACUUUUUCAGCUUCCUUUUUCUUGUGAAGUCGCUCGCAAUUUUUAAACCCCAUUUCUGCACUUUGCUAUGUAUUUGUCCAUUCACUUCUUUUUCUUGCGUAGGUUGAGAAUGUUGAGCCCAUUAGUCAAGAGCUUUUAGUGGGUGGACUGCACAUUUACUGAUGAGCCCAACUUUCAGACCAUGACGAUGACUACAAAAUUAUCUAAGACCUAAUAAAACAUUCCUCUGAGACAAUGUGUGUUGGGCUCUCUGUCUGAUGUAUGCAGUUGCUUGCAUAUUGUAAUCUGGUUAUCUUGCACACAACGCAGUUUACAGGAGCACUGUGCUGAGAACAGUGGAACAAAAUGUGAUGGCAAUGGUUUUAUUACAUCCGUACAUUGUGGAAACAGGCCAUUUGGUCCACUAAGUCCACACUGACUGCCUGAAGGGUAUCUCACCCAGACCCAGACCCAUCCCCUUACCCCAUUCCUGCAUUUCCCAUGGCUAACUCACCUACACAUCCCUGAGCACUGUGGAUAAUUUAACAUGUCCAACCCCCCCUAAUUUGCACAUCUUUGGACUGUGGGAGGAAACCCACACACACACGGGGAGAAUGUACAGCCUCCUCACAGACAGGCACCCAAGGGUGGGAUCGAACUCUGAGGUAGCAGUGCUAACCACUGCCAAACACCAUGCUCCCCAUGGUGCUUUCAUGCAAAUUGAAGUAACCCUAUUAUACAGGCUAGCCUGGUUUACACAAUCUGUUGAAACUAAAUUAAAACAGGUUAAAUCAUUAUUAACUGUUUUAAGAAUGCUGCCCUCCUCAUUAGAUUUGUCUUUCUAACUUUUUUACUUCGUUUGUUUUUAUUGACUUGUCUCAUUUUCUUUCCUCGCCAUUUACUACCCUGUUUGUACCAGUGUUCUUCCUAACUGUACAUUCUUCUGAAAUCAUUAAAGUCUCCAGCAAAGAAA